AUGCUUCUGUUGGAUUCACUCAAAACAACAGAUCUGGCAAAUGUGCCAUCAACCAUCAAAAGAUUCAUUGUUGAUAUUUUAAAAUCUGAAGAGCGGCCAGACAUCGAGCAGUUCAUAAAUGAAGUCCAUCUUGAAUUUCCUGAGGUGCCACGGCAAACUGGGGAUGAUAGUGGCAUAUAUGUUCUUUUCUUUAUCCACUGUUCUCUUCAAAAUGAAAAACCGGGAGAAGAUUUCAGCCAGCUGCCCAAGGACGUCAUGUUCAAUUCAGAGGAAUUAGGAAAAUUCCAGAAGGACAUUGAUUCAUUUCGAGCGAAUAGGAAUACCGAAGUUGAAGAUUAGUGUGGACGCCAGGACUGCAUCAAGUAAUGGAAGAUUGGUGCUCGCUUAUUAGUUAUCAUCAGACCAUUUGACCUUCCACUAUGUCAUGGACUCUUGUGGUAAUUAGAGAAUUUCUGUGUUUCUUUACCUAGGUAUAAUACGUUAUCUAUGUGAGAUACAUCUUCUCUGGUAGCGACAAAUCCCGGGGAGUUGGAAGACUGCCAAGAAACUGUUGGUUACACAGUUUUUGAGCUUGGAUUUGCUACCACCCUUUUAAUCGAUUUAUAGAGAUUCGAGCUGAUGGGUUCUUAGCUAGAGUAUCUUAGAAUAUGUUGUGUCACCUGGCCAUGUGGUUGGAGUGCACGCGAGAUUGUUUUGAGACCUUAACUAGUUUGUUGAACACCUGAACCAACUACCGAAUUUAAACAUUCA
This is a messenger RNA of Lolium rigidum, 750 nucleotides long. RefSeq lists its product as uncharacterized. The record is from RefSeq and is a predicted model, not a curated record. Lineage: Eukaryota; Viridiplantae; Streptophyta; Magnoliopsida; Poales; Poaceae. Gene Ontology annotation, biological process: proteolysis. Bases 1 to 339 code for a protein of 112 amino acids. Gene Ontology annotation, molecular function: cysteine-type peptidase activity. The transcript has 5 exons.